UCUCUGAUUUUGAAUGAUGCAGACAGAGCCAACGUCUUCUCCAAGUUUCAGUGCUCACUCUUCCGACUCUUUCUUUCACAUCGCUAAUAGAGUCGUCCGCGAACACCGCAGCGACACCCACGAUACUCUUUGCCAACAAAACGACGACGCUGACCCGGUCGAUGACUUCGAGUUCUCUUUCGUUUUCGGUCACACAGACUCCUCACCUGCCUCAGCCGACGACAUUUUCUGCAACGGCCAAAUCAGACCUUUCUACCCUCCCUUCCACCAUGACCCUGCGCCGCAUCUCUUCUCCGCUACGUCCCUUCCCCUUGAAACGACACGUCGUCCGCGUUUGCCUUUGAAGACGCUGAUGUUGGAGGAGCGAGAGACCGUGGACGGCAGCAACGAUCUCGAAGGCGUGGCUGAAGGAACGUACUGUGUGUGGACCCCGCCCUGCAAGAAGACAUCCGCAUCGCCCAAGCGGUGGAGGUUUCGGGACCUUGUGCCUCGGAGUCACAAUUGUGGUCAGAAGGACUCGCUUCUUUUUGUGGGUCCCUCUAAGAGGACCAGCAAGGUGGUGCCUAAGCAUGCUUCCGCCCAAAACAGUGGUGGCGCCGCCGCAAAGCUGGUCGGAUUUUUCACUAACGCCAAUGGAAUUGGUCGGAGUAAUUUUCAAUCAUUUUCAAGCUAGUGCAGAUUGAAGUGGAUGACAUGUUUUCGUGGGGUAACUCUGUACUUAAUCUGGUCAAUAAUUAACCCAGUUUAUCAUUACAGGAAAACAAAAAUGUAUGGAUGACUUAAC
This is a messenger RNA of Vigna umbellata (rice bean), 784 nucleotides long. RefSeq lists its product as uncharacterized. Lineage: Eukaryota; Viridiplantae; Streptophyta; Magnoliopsida; Fabales; Fabaceae. The record is from RefSeq and is a predicted model, not a curated record.